Messenger RNA from Aphanomyces astaci, 2610 nucleotides. RefSeq lists its product as hypothetical. The record is from RefSeq and is a predicted model, not a curated record. The transcript has 10 exons. NCBI's taxonomy places the organism in Eukaryota, Oomycota, Saprolegniomycetes, Saprolegniales, Verrucalvaceae. The coding region runs from base 45 to 1985 and encodes 646 amino acids.
GUUCUUUUGUUGAAACCGGUGACUUGAUUGAUGCCCUUGGAAGCAUGCAGCAGCAGUUGAUCGAUGGGUUCAUCAUCGACCACCUCGAGGCGACGACGACUCGCCCGGCCAAGGGUGCCGCAUCGCAUAACCACGUCACAUACGAUUCCUGCGGGCGGAAAGUCAUCACGAUAGCCAGCGACGCCAAGCCCACUUGUCGUGUGCCCCGCAGCCCCCGAGAAGGAAAGCAGCAUCCUAUCGUACUUCCGAGCCAUGCGAAGCGACUCAUGCAGUCCGCGUGCGCCGACCUGCGCCUUUUCGACGACGACGCCACCACCGACCGGAGGCACGUCUACACGGCGCCGUCCCCGCGAUCGUCCCGCUGCUGCCCCCCUCCGUCUCCUCGCCCCACGAGUGUGCAUGGCAACAGCACCCGUCGACAUGCCGACGACGUCGUUCCCACCGCCUUUCCAGCUAUUUCAACCACCGCCACACGUAGUCCUCAGAGCAGUCCUCGCCGCCGCCGCCGCGUACUUCGAAGCGAAGCGGUGGUGGAUGAGUCGUUGCAAAGCCCCCAGAAACCACCUUUGGAUGCGUGGGGCGUUCCCCGCGAGCACAUUCUCGAGUUUAUCCGCCUCUCCGUGCUCCCGUGCACUUGGGCCAUGAAUAUCAAGUCCAUGGGCGAGUGGCGGUCCGCCGACGACAACGACAACGAGGAUGACACGAGGCAACAUGCGACAUCGUCCCAUCGGCAGCAUAGCGCCGCCGCCGCCGCCGUCAUCUCGACCAUCAAAUUCUCACAGCAGCAAGGCGCUAGUCACUUGCCCCAUCUUGUUGACGCCAGAGAUCAUCCACAGUACGACCUGGGCCGCAAGUCUCCACAAGCCAAACAGCGCGUUUUGGGCACCCGUAGCAAUGCGAUUUCGUCGGCGCCGCCGGUGCCGGCGGUGCUGACGUCGCGGGACUUGACCGUCGAAGCGCGAAUCCACCACAUGCUUGUGGAGCUGCAGCAAGAUCCACGGGCAUGGGAGCAAUUCCAGCGCCGUAUCAAAGAGUUUCAAGACUUGAAGAAGAAAGGCACGGAAGUCGAUAUUGUCCAGGGUAACAAGGCGAAAGCAUUCACGGUGCCGCCGCCAGCUUACCGGGACGAACGGUCCAAACUUCGCAAGGAGCAGCAGGUGCAGAUCAAAGCCAAGCACAAAGCCCAGCUUGAGAUGGAGCACCAGCGGCGACUGGAGCAACUGGACCGCCGCGCGCAUAAACUCUUAGAGCAACGCAGGCGCUUGGCGUGUCAGAGCCAGGGGCGGCUGUGGCUCAAGGUGGUCGCGGUCGUCGUGAUCACGUCCACGUGGCAGCGGCUCCUAGCCGCUGAGAAGAAGCGCAAGUCCGUCGAGUUCCGCCAAGUCUCGGCCGUGUGUCUGAUCCAGCGCGUAUGGCGACGCAAGGUCCACCUCUCCAACUCCAAAGCCAUGCUGCAGAUCAUCCUCAAAACGAGGCAAAUCCUGUGGAGUUUGACCUUCAAGCUGAUGUGCAAGAACAAGGCCAAGGCGGGCGGCGUCCUGCGGCGGUUCCUCGUCGACUACUUCAACGGGAGCUCGGAAACUGGCAACUUUCGCGUCAUGAUGGCGCGGUGGCGGUGGCGGGUCAUCCACGCCCAGCGCGCGAGCAAGGCGUUUUUAAGCUGCAGCCGCGCGCGCAUGGUCGCGCUGUCGCUGCUGUGGGACAACGCCGACCGGGAGCGCCAGCGGACCGAAAAGUUGCAGCUGCAGCAAAACAAAACGGUGCUCGUGACGACCUCCAGCGGCGGCGCACAGGCGGCAGACUUUGGCGCGGAUACGAGCGCGCAAUUGGCAACGACGCGGCGGCUGCUGCGGACGGGCAUCCAGGAAGAAUCGCUCGACGAGAUGGAGCAGCAGCUCAGCGUCAUGCAGACGAUGCUGACUCCCAUCGAGUUCCAGCGCAUGCAGCAUCAUGCCCACCAUGUCGUGCGCAUUCCAAAGAGGUAAUGUGAUGAGUGUAAGGAACUCGAGAUGCAUUGAAGAUGGGGAUAUGGAUAUAGCAUUAAGGCGAAGCUGCUGAUGCAGUAUUUGGCCGCCAAGCGAGCGGAAAACAUCCAAGCGAUGCAGGAAUACGCUGCACAUGUGGCGUCCAACACGAGCUCGAGGUAACCAAGGACGCGGGCGUGACAGUAGAAUAAUGCUCAUGGCGAGUGUGUAGACAAGUCCAAGUGAGCGAUGCGCGGGCUAUCGUACAGAAUGGCGCGUGGGGCACGAUGAUUGGUGGAUCCCCUGCACAGUUAGACCCCAAGCCCAAGGUGACGUACCCUGUCUUCACGUUGUACUCCAAGAACAUGGGCGGCGAGAUGCGGAAGCUCAUCAACGAAGGCAUUGCCAUGACGCUGGAGCAAGACCCCGAGCAGCGGCGCUUGGUGGAGACACAGAGACAGGGUGCCUCCUCCUCUGCUGAAGGGGCUCCAUCAAGCAGAAGGCUGUCUGUCUACACCAUGCCAGGCGCCGGCGGUCGCCGCAACGGCAAGGACGCGGCAAUGGCCAAGUUGUUUGAGCACAAAAAGCUCCAGAUGUAAAUAGAACAAAUCUCAUUGGCUGCUAAAUUACGACCAAUCAAAUCGUG